GCCAGCCGCAACGGAAAGCCAGUCGGCCGCCAAUCCGCCAUGCGAUGGCAGCUUCGCCACACACUGCUAGCCUCUCCCCUCACAUCAGUGAUCAGAACCGCACUUGACCCGACGCAGCCACCAUCCGCUCGCUCUGUUCCAUCCCACGCCCGCCCGGCCGGAAACGACAGCUCCGGCUGACGGGAGCCGCACCACCGGCCGGGCACUACUACGGCACCACCGCCGUACGCCACGCGAGUAACCACGAGCAACCGCGCCAACCACAAAGGCAGGAGGGGAGUGAUUGCGAGAGCCCCACCGGCGUAAACGCGCGCCCGCGAGCCCCACCGCCGGCUUGCUCGCGCGCACCCCCGGCACAGCACAGCACAGCGCGCAGCACCCGUGGUCGAUAUCCACAAACCCACCGCAGCAGCAAGCCGCAGCAGGCGCUGCUCCUCUGUUCUGUCGCUAGCUAUCUUAGCUGGUGUCCUACUUGUCCUCCAAUCCAGAUAGGGAGGGGAUACAGGAUAGAUCGAUGGCGGCGGCGUCGGGGGCGGCGGCGAUGCUGUGCGGGAAGGAGGAGAAGGUGCUGGGCGCGCGGAAGGCGCCCGGGAGCUGCCCGUACUGCGGCGGCGGGGUGGCGGCCACGGACGUGGAGGCCACGUGGGUGUUCUGCUGCCUCCCGCUCUGCCGCAGGGCCAAGCGCCGAUUCGCCUGCACCGCCUGCGCCAGGCGACUCGUCUCCUACCCGGCCAUCCUGCACGACGACUAGCCAGCCAGCCAGCCAGAGGAGACCGGCCGGCCCCGUCCGUCCGUCCUGCCUCUCUUCCCUCAGCUCUCCCCCCGCGUUGUCGUCUUCGUCUCCGAUCUGCUGGUGGGGAUUGUCGACCCGUUUUCUUCGACCCGUUUUUGUAACAAGUUGAACUAUGUUUUCGGCAGCAUUGUUAGCGACCGAGCAGUCCAUUGUCAGCGCGGGCAUCCAUGAUGAUUUUUUUUAAUGUUUUUGGUGGUGUGUCUUCUCUUGGGGGUAAUGAUGCAUGAGAUCGCCCGUGCCCCGUGUGGCUAAGUUUUACGAGCAUCUUGCGCGUGUUCUUCUGUCGUCUUCGCACAAACUGAAAGAUGCAAACAAAAUACAGAAAUUCAGGCUUAUUUGCA
Molecule: messenger RNA, 1134 nt
Organism: Setaria italica (foxtail millet)
Lineage: Eukaryota; Viridiplantae; Streptophyta; Magnoliopsida; Poales; Poaceae
Exons: 1
Coding region: 515-751 (78 amino acids)
Source: RefSeq, a predicted model, not a curated record